Dovyalis caffra is the source of this 1116-nucleotide messenger RNA. NCBI's taxonomy places the organism in Eukaryota, Viridiplantae, Streptophyta, Magnoliopsida, Malpighiales, Salicaceae. The record is from the annotation of a GenBank genome assembly.
AUGGGAAUGGUAAGUAGAAGUAUAGGAUUGAGGAAAAUAGGAGAAGCAUUAAAGAAAGCGAAAUCAGGAUGGUACACCCUUCACAUGGCAGCUGCCUCUCAUGCCAUUGCUCAAAGAAUCCCAUUAGCUGAUUUCAUUCUUGAAGUUAGGGAUGCCCGGAUUCCUUUGUCAUCCCACUAUCAGCUGUUAAGCAACUUCCCGCCUUCCUCUCUUCGCCAUAUUAUAGUAAUGAACAAGACCGACCUUGCUAAUCGUUCCCAACUCGAGGAGUGGACCAAGUAUUUUGAGCAACAAAACUGCAUUUCUUAUGGAGUCAAUUCCCAUAACAAGGUCAACGUCAAAGAGUUCCUUAAUUUCUUACAAGCCCAUGUAAGAGAAUUGAAAAAGACCGAUCAUUCUGGUCAUACCACAACAAUGAUGAUAGUUGGGAUACCUAAUGUUGGUAAGUCGGCUCUUGCCAACUCUUUGCAUCAGCUUGGGAGGAUUGGCGCUGCAGAGAGAGGAAAGUUGAAGCAUGCAACUGUGAGUCCUCAUCCCGGAGAAACAAAAGACAUCAGCAGCUUGAAGAUUGGUAGCCAUCCCAAUAUUUAUGUAUUGGAUACCCCAGGGAUUUUGCCUCCCCAGAUUCAUGACUCUGAAGUCUGCUCCAAACUAGCUCUAACAGGAGCAAUUGAAAACUUGGUUGGGGAAAAAGAACUUGCUCAAUAUUUUCUUGCUAUUCUCAACACAAGUGAUGAAUACAAGAAAUGGGAAAGGUUAUCCACACACGGAAAUGACAGAUCAUUUACAGGGAAGGAAGUGGAUGGCUCAAGUGGCUCAAAUUUGGACACGAAACAAAAAAAGCAAUAUCCCUCUGAUCACACACAGGAUUUCAUGGUGCAUAGGGUACGUCGGACUUUGUUUGAAUCUAUUUCUGGUUUAGAUGGAAAUGUACAAAAUGAGAAGGAUUUGGAGGAGCUAAUCGAAGUGCAAUUCACAUCGUUGAGAGAAGCUUUCCAGUUGUCUUUGGAUCCUGGAAAUGAUGCUCAAACCAAGAUUUCUGCUAAGUUGCUCAAUCUCUAUCAUACUGGGAGGCUUGGACAUUACACUUUAGAUCCUCUUCCUUCGCAAAGUUAG